Molecule: messenger RNA, 663 nt
Organism: Fusarium vanettenii 77-13-4
Lineage: Eukaryota; Fungi; Ascomycota; Sordariomycetes; Hypocreales; Nectriaceae
Exons: 2
Coding region: 1-663 (220 amino acids)
Molecular function (GO): amino-acid racemase activity
Source: RefSeq, a predicted model, not a curated record
AUGAAGACUUUAGGCCUCCUCGGAGAGAUCAAUCGCCGCGUACGAGAGGUUCAGGGCGGUCUCCACUCGGCGAGAUGCAUCGUCUUCUCAUUCGACUUUGCCGAGAUUGAGAAGCUUCAACAUGCUGGGAAAUGGGAUGAGGCUGGCGCUCUACUUGAUGAUGCUGCCGCUAGACUGAAACUCGCGGGUGCAGACGGCAUCGUACUCUGCACAAACACUAUGCAUUUUGUGUCCCACGGCAUCGAGAAGGCAUCACAACUCCCUCUCAUCCAUAUCGUUGAUCCCACCGCCGACCGUAUUCUCAAGGCGGGCUUUAAGUCUGUCGGACUUCUCGGAACUCGAUUCACCAUGGAAAAAGACUUUUACAAGUCUCGUCUUGAAGAAAAGUUUGGCUUGAGCGUUAUUGUGCCGAAUGAGGAGGGCAAAGAGACGGUGCAUUCCAUCAUCUACAGUGAGCUCUGUAGUGGUAUUAUCAACAACGACUCGCGGGAAAAGUACCAUGAGAUUAUUAGAGAGCUGAAAAAGGCUGGUGCUGAGUGUCUUAUUCUUGGAUGUACCGAGAUCGGACUUUUGGUGGAUGAGGCUGGAAGCGAGUUGCCCGUGUUUGAUACAGCCCAGAUUCAUGCAGUAGCAGCUGCAGAUUGGGCCAUGGGGGUCGAGUGA